CUUGAGAAUCUGGAACCCACAGAGACCCCUUAUAGUCACCGAAUUUCAUCUUGUACGUUCCAUGCUAACACUUCUCACAGACAAGUAGAAAAAGAAAUUCACCAAUGCUCACACUGUGAGAAGAGUUUCCAUCAAAAGAGGAAUCUGAAAAAACACCAGCGAAUUCACACAGGAGGGAAGCUGUAUCACUGCUCACAGUGCGGGAAGAGUUUCAGUCAAAAGGGUAAUCUCAAUGAACACCACCACAUUCACACCGGAGAAAAGCCUUAUUCCUGCUCACAGUGUGGGAAGAGUUUCAGACAAAAGAGUAAUCUCCAAAAGCACCAACGGAUUCAUGCAAAAGAAAAGCCGUAUCGCUGCACACAGUGUGGGAAGAGUUACCACGAAAAGUAUCACCUGAAAGAACACCACCACAUUCACACAGGAGAAAAACCAUAUUCCUGUUCUCACUGUGGGAAAAGUUUCAGUCAAAAGAGUAAUUUCCAAAAGCACCAGCGUGUUCACACUGGAGAGAAGCCGUAUUACUGCUCACUGUGUUGGAAGAAUUUCACUAGCCAGCGUAAUCUUCAAAUACACCAACUCAUUCACACUGGAGAGAAGCCACAUCAGUGCUCACUGUGUGGGAAGAGUUUUACACAUAAGGGUACUCUCCACCAACACGAGCGCCUUCACACCGGAGAGAAACCGUAUCGCUGCUCACAGUGCGGGAAGAGUUUUCCACAUAGGAACAGCCUCCGACACCACCAGCACGUUCACACCGGAGAGAAGCCGUAUCAGUGCCCUCAGUGCGGGAAGAGUUUUACCCAAAGAAUAAGUCUACAACAACACCAGUACGUUCACACUGGAGAGAAGCCUCAUCGGUGUUCACAAUGUGGGAAGUGUUUUACACAAAGCGGUACUCUCCGACAACACCAACUCGUUCAUACUGGAGAGAAGCGGCAUCACUGCUCACAGUGUGGGAAAAGUUUUACACAAAGGAAGAGUCUCCGACAGCACCAGUACGUUCACACUGGAGAGAAGCCGCAUGGAUGUUCACAGUGUGGUAAACAUUUUAAAAGAAGGGGCCAUCUACAACAACACCAGCGGAUUCACACUGGAGGUGAACCGUGUUCCUGUUCAGAGUGUGGAAAGCGUUUUACUAGCCAGAGUAAUCUCCAGCACCACCAGUGCGUUCAUACGGAUAUGAACGUGGAUAGGGAACAGUUCUUACGAGAAAGUGUGGGAAUCGGGUAGUCCCAAAGACUUAUUUUGUGCCAAAUAGGAGCUUUUUACAGAAUGUUUUUUCAUUCUACGGCUGAUGGAGAAUUGUGCAUGUUCCUGAAAACUUAUUUCCAACAUGAGUCUUUACUCUGAAGUCCCUAAUUCCUUUACUGUUUAAUAAAAAUGGGACUUUAUAUAGUGUUGAAAGUAACAGUAUACUAUUCCAGAGCUGAUGUCUUCAUACAUGCCCGGGUUGGAUAUGUUGAUAAUGUUAAGAUUAAGAUCGUUACAGUGCUGUGAAAAAGUCUCCUGAUUUCUUCUGUGUUUGUGUAGAUCUCAUACUAAAUUGGUAUUAAAACAAAAUCUAAGAUAAAAGAAAGGCAACCUGAGUAAAUACAAAUACAGUUUUAAAUGAUAAUGUUAUUUAUUUAAGCAAAAAAAGUUGUCCAAUACAAACUGGGCUUGUGUGAACAUGUAUUUGCACCCGUAGUUACUAAUUCCCCCAGAUCUAUGAAAGUGCAUUGAUAAUGGGGUUCAGCUGGACGAGACACAACCAGGCUUAGGUUAUGAUUAUUGUAAACCCUGUUCAAUCACAUCUACACUUAAAUAGAACUUUUUGAACAGCAUGAAGUUGGUUAAAAGGUCUUACCCAGCCAAGCACAACAUCAAGCAAAACAAGACCUACAGGCCUCUCUUGCAUCAAUAAAGGUCACUGUUCAUGACUCCACUAUCAGAAAGACACUAUGGGAAAAUGGCUCCAUGGAAGUGUGGAGAGGUGAAAACCACUGCUAACCCAGAAGAACAUUUAAGACUCGUCUGAAUUUCACCAAAAUACACCUUGAUGAUCCCCAAACCUUUUGGGAGAAUGUUCUGUGGACUGAUGAGUAGAAAGUGGAACUGUUUGGAAGACAGGGGUCCCGUUACAUCUGGCGUAAACUAAACACAGAAUUCCACAAAAAGAACAUCAUACCUACGGCCAAGCAUGGUGGAGGAAGUGUGAUGGUGUGGGGAUGCUUUGCUGCUUCAGGGA
This is a messenger RNA of Ictalurus furcatus (blue catfish), 2230 nucleotides long. RefSeq names its product gastrula zinc finger protein XlCGF26.1-like. The record is from RefSeq and is a predicted model, not a curated record. The annotation marks the transcript as partial. Lineage: Eukaryota; Metazoa; Chordata; Actinopteri; Siluriformes; Ictaluridae. The transcript has a single exon.